AAAGAAAGAGAGAAGGGGACUUUCUCCCUAGGAAGGGAAAAUAACAUUGUUGCCCCAAUAAGAUUUCUCUCUCUUUUUCCCUUUGAGAACCCUUCAUUUUCGGUCAUCAUUCAGGUAAUCUUUUAUCUUCUUUGCAUGGCAAUCUAUGAGGGGCAUUGAGGAAUUGUUGAGACAAAAAAUUAACGGUAAAGAUUGUUUUUCCGACGCUGCGUGUAGAUUUCACGCUCAAUCUUGGCAGGAAGUUCAGCGUCGUAAACAUGGAAAAUUCUCCUUCUUCUUCUCCUCCUUCUCCAAAUUCUUCUUCUUCAUCUUCUCCUCCUCCUCCUUCUCCGUCUUCGCCUCCUGACUCUUCUCCUCCUCCUUCUCCACCUCCGCCUUCUUCUUCUUCUCCCCCACCAUCUUCACCUUCACCAUCGAAAUCUGACUCUCCUCCACCACCAUCUCCUGAAUCAUCACCACCACCGAAAUCCAAUUCAUCUCCUCCUCCAUCCCCUGAUAAAUCAGCACCUCCAAAAUCCGACUCUCCUCCUCCUGCAUCACCACCUCCGACAAAUUCAGCUCCUCCUCCGCCAUCACCCUCUGAUUCUUCUCCUCCGUCGCCCAAAUCAUCAAAUUCUUCUCCUCCUUCCGAUACACCUAAUACACAAUCACCACCACCCUCCCCCUCAUCACCCCCACCACCAACCACAAACACAAAAACUCCUCCUCCCAAAAUCGCCUCCCCUAACAUACCAAAUUCUCCUCCAUCACCUGCAUUCUCUCCACCAGUUCCUAAUUCUCCGGAUUCAUCUCUAUCUCCUCCUGGAAAGGCAUUACCUCCACCUUCACAAGAUUCACCACUGAAUAAAUCAUCUGGCUCCUCGGGAAGCAAUCUCUCGUCACCACCUGAUCAUUCAUCAUCCACCGCAAAUGUGACAAUAGUAGCUGCAAUAGCUGUGGCAGGCAUAUUGAUUCUAGCCGUUGUCAUUGUCUGCCUAUUAUGUAAUAGAAGGAAGAAGAAACAACCAUACUAUGUAGAUCCCGCACAUAUGCCACCACCAAAAGGUGGUGAUCCUUACUACAAUACCGCCACUUAUUCAAGCCCUAAUCCCAAUACCGAUCACAUUGUUACGUUAGCUCCACCACCAGGUGUAAUGGGAACUCCUCAAGAAGCUCAUGGGUGGGGCCCGCCGCCCCCACCUCUGGCUGCGAAUACGAGUAGUGAAUUCAGCUCAGGUUAUUCAAGUCAUGUCCCUGGAGGAGGGGCAGGGGCAGGGGCAGCAAUAUCCCCUAAUUAUGGUGGACUCUCAAAAAUUCAGUUCAGUUAUGCUGACUUAGCAACGGCCACAGGUGGAUUUUCGCAAGCUAAUUUGUUAGGCCAAGGAGGGUUUGGGUUCGUGCACAAAGGUGUUUUGACCGAUGGGAGUGUUGUCGCUGUGAAGAGUUUGAAAUCUGGGAGUGGACAAGGCGAACGAGAAUUUCAAGCUGAAGUUGAAAUUAUUAGUCGAGUUCAUCAUAGGCAUCUUGUUUCCCUUGUUGGAUAUUGCAUUGCUGAUGGACAACGUAUGUUGGUCUAUGAAUUUGUUCCCAACGGAACUUUGGAAUACCACCUUCAUGGUAAAGGUCGACCUGUCAUGGACUGGACACUUAGGGUUAAGAUUGCUUUGGGAUCAGCCAAGGGACUGGCUUACCUCCAUGAAGAUUGUCAUCCUCGCAUUAUCCAUCGAGACAUCAAGGGUGCAAACAUUUUACUUGAUAACAAUUAUGAAGCUAUGGUGGCUGAUUUUGGAUUGGCUAAACUUACAGAAGAUAAUAAUACUCACGUCUCAACUCGUGUUAUGGGAACUUUUGGGUACUUAGCUCCAGAAUAUGCAUCAAGUGGCAAAUUAACAGAGAAAUCAGAUGUGUUUUCAUUUGGAGUUAUGUUAUUGGAACUUAUAACUGGAAGAAAACCUUUGGAUACUACCAAUAAAAUCAUGGAGGACAGCCUAGUAGACUGGGCUAGACCCUUCCUUACAAAAGCACUGGAAGAGAAUAACUACGAUGAAUUGGCAGACCCGCGACUAGAAGGAAAGUAUGAUGCCGAUGAGCUACAUCGGAUGGUAGCCUGUGCUGCUGCUAGCGUUCGCCAUUCUGCUAGAAGACGUCCAAAAAUGAGCCAGAUUGUACGUGCCUUGGAUGGUGACGCAUCACUGGAGGACUUGAACGAAAAAGCUGGCAAGAACACAACUAAUUUUGGCGGCGCAAGUGGGCCCCCCACGGAUAUCUACGACACUCGUGCCUACAAUGCUGACAUGAUGAAAUUCAGGCAAAUGGUGAUGACAAGCAAAGAAUUCAAUAGCACUGAAUAUGGUGGUACAAGUGAUUAUGGACUCCAUCCUUCUGACACUAGCAGUGAGUUCAGCAGUGACUAUAAUCAUUCUGGAGUCCACAAGCAAGCAAAAUGAUCAAUUUGAUCUAAGGUAGAAGAAUUAUCUGUGUUGCUCGGACUCUGUAAAAAUAUUGUUGCAUGUGCAUGUGUCAGUUGACACUUUUGAAGAGUUCGCGAGCAACUUAGAGAGAUAUAAUUUUAUCUGUGUUGCUCGGACUCUGUAAAAAUAUUGUUGCAUGUGCAUGUGUCAGUUGACACUUUUGAAGAGUUCGCGAGCAACUUAGAGAGAUAUAAUUUAUUGAGAAAAGGAGAGUCAAGUAUUGGAAUAAAUCACAAUGUGGUGAUUUGGUUCAGUUCCUAUAUAUUUACAUAGGAAGUUAAUGAAUAUAAAUUACUAAUUUUAUUAGUUUCAAUGUGCAUAUGAAUAUUGUAAUAUUAUGCACGAACCGAAAAAAAAAAAGAUUUUUAUA
Molecule: messenger RNA, 2820 nt
Organism: Capsicum annuum
Lineage: Eukaryota; Viridiplantae; Streptophyta; Magnoliopsida; Solanales; Solanaceae
Product: proline-rich receptor-like protein kinase PERK1
Exons: 9
Coding region: 258-2426 (722 amino acids)
Biological process (GO): protein phosphorylation
Molecular function (GO): protein kinase activity; ATP binding
Source: RefSeq, a predicted model, not a curated record